GAGGGGGCUGGUGAUGAACAGUAAAUGCUAAUGGGUGCUGGGUGUCUUUUUGGGGUGUUGAAAAUGUUCUAAAUUGAUUGGACGCAACAUGGUGAAGAUACUGGAAAGUGCUGAAUUGUGUGCUUUGAAAUGGUGACUUGCUGCGUGGUUGGGGUUCUCUGGGCACUGCCCCGGCUCUAGGGAAAUGAUGGUGGAGACGUGCUCUGUAGAGGAGAUUUCAGGCUCAGCUUAGGAGUCCUCCCUGAGAGAGGCCCCCACCCCAAUACCCGUCCCGCUCUGUCACUGGUCCCGCUCUGUCACUGGUCGACUGUCUCAGCCCUUUCUUUCCUUUAAGGCUCUUCCCACCCUCGGGAUUGUUUUUUUGUCCUCAGACCCAAUUUUGUCGACUCUCGCUGGGCUGAGUUCCAUGACGGCAGGGGCUCGUUCGCAUCUUGUUUGUGGUCCCAUAGUAGGUGCUCAGAUACCUGCUGAACAGAUGAACCGGGAUAUGCUGCUAACAGUGGAGGGGUGAGGUCUGGGCUGGGGUCCGUGCUCGCUGCGGUGGGGUAGAGAGAGUCAGCACAGCAGAUCAGGGUGUCUCCCGGCCCCAGUGGCUUUCUUUUUCUCUCUGUUGCAGUUCCAGGAGAAUGUCUCUGGAAAGGAAGCCCAACGCCCGGUCUGGCUGGGAAGAGGCAAAAAAAGGGGAGGGGAGCGGGAGUGGGGGCCGGGCGGGCCUGGGGAGGAAGUCUGCAGCCCCAGGCUGCCGAGGCUGUGGCGUCUGUGUUUGCACCUUUGGAAUGCAGCUGAUUCACUCCGGGGAGCCCUCUGCAGCCACUGCUGCCGCCUUGGAUCUGACAUCUGGAGGCUGAAUUCCAGGAGGAGAGAGACGGAUUCCUGCAAGCAGAUGCCAACUUUGAAGGUCAGACUGAGCGAUGGAGCUGCUUUAGCAGGAGGCCCAGAGCAGGAGGUCCAACACUGCCCCACCCCAGGAUUCUGGGAGAGCCUUGCCAACAUUCCACUGACCCCUGAGACUCAGCGGGACCAGGAGCGGCGGAUUCGGCGGGAGAUCGCCAACAGCAACGAGCGGAGGCGCAUGCAGAGCAUCAACGCGGGCUUCCAGUCCCUCAAGACCCUCAUCCCCCACACAGAUGGAGAGAAGCUCAGCAAGGCAGCCAUUCUCCAGCAGACGGCAGAGUACAUCUUCUCCCUGGAGCAGGAGAAGACCAGGCUUCUGCAGCAGAACACACAGCUCAAGCGCUUUAUCCAGGAGCUGAGCGGCUCAUCCCCCAAGCGGCGGCGGGCAGAGGACAAGGACGAGGGCAUCGGGUCGCCAGACAUCUGGGAGGACGAGAAGGCGGAGGACCUGCGCCGGGAGAUGAUUGAGCUGAGGCAGCAACUGGACAAGGAGCGCUCGGUGCGCAUGAUGCUGGAGGAGCAGGUGCGCUCGCUGGAGGCCCACAUGUAUCCGGAAAAGCUCAAGGUGAUCGCACAGCAGGUGCAGCUGCAGCAGCAGCAGGAGCAGGUGCGGCUGCUGCACCAGGAGAAACUGGAGCGGGAGCAGCAGCACCUGCGGACCCAGCUUCUGCCCCCUCCGGCUCCCACCCACCACCCCACAGUGAUCGUGCCGGCACCACCCCCUCCCUCCCACCACAUCAACGUUGUCACCAUGGGCCCCUCCUCGGUCAUCAACUCUGUUUCCACGUCCCGGCAAAACCUGGACACCAUCGUGCAGGCGAUCCAGCACAUCGAGGGCACCCAGGAAAGGCGGGAGCAGGAGGAGGAGCAGCGGCGAGCGGUCAUCGUGAAGCCGGGCCGCAGCCUCCCUGAGGCCCACGCCUCUGACACUGCCUCCGAUUCGGAGGCCUCGGACAGCGACGCCAUGGACCAGAGCCGGGAGGAGCCAGCGGGGAACGGGGGGCUUCCCUGACCACCCCCCAGCCCUCCUUUCCCUUCUUGGGGCUGGAGGGGGCCGGUGGGGCAGCAACAGGGAGCAACGCAGGUGAACGAGUGAGGAAUUUUUACAAAAUUACGACGUCAUUUGGGUCUCUUUUAUGACCUCUUUUUCAAUACUGUAAAUCCACCUUGGAGCGAAGCCACCUGACCUGAGGUCCCGGGGGCUGGGGUGGCAGGAGCGUGUGGGAGCACCGGGACACCUGGGGCUGGGCCUCGCCCCGGAGGCCGGGGGAAGCUGACACAGGUGCCUGGCCUCUCUCCGCCAAAAAGCAUUUUUUCAUUUAAACAUGUUUUUAAGAACAGGGAAAAUCAAACAAAACCCCAAGGUAUUCUGCCCUCCCCAGAGCCAGCCCUAGAUGGUCAGUUUUUGACUCCUUCCCUCCUCUUUUUGGUUUUUUUCCUUUCUCCUUUAAGCACUUACAUGGGUUGGGGGUCUGGCUGGGUCGGGGCUCUCCGGGGGUCCGGGGGUCUACAAUGCUUCUCGGUUGGGGUUUGCUGCUGCCCUUCUCCCCUCCCCUCCUGGCCUCGGCUCAGCACGAGGAUUCGCCACUCCCCACCACCACCCAGCCCCAUCUCUCCCUCCAGGUUUCCCAUCUUCCACCCCAAAAAUGUCUUUGUCUCUCUCUUUUUGUUUUGUUUGUUGUUGGUUCUUUUUGGUUUUGGUUUUGUUUAUCUUUUCUGUUUUUUGUUUCUUGUUUUUUGUUUUUGUUUUUUUGUUUUUUUUUUUUUUACAAUUUUGAGGUCUUUGUGUUCAAGGAGAAGCUAUUAUAUUUUGUUAAGAAAGUGGGGGGAAAAAAACCAAGAGGCCA
Leptonychotes weddellii (Weddell seal) is the source of this 2741-nucleotide messenger RNA. RefSeq names its product transcription factor AP-4 (gene TFAP4). Gene Ontology annotation, molecular function: protein dimerization activity; DNA-binding transcription factor activity, RNA polymerase II-specific; RNA polymerase II cis-regulatory region sequence-specific DNA binding. Lineage: Eukaryota; Metazoa; Chordata; Mammalia; Carnivora; Phocidae. Gene Ontology annotation, biological process: regulation of transcription by RNA polymerase II. The record is from RefSeq and is a predicted model, not a curated record. Gene Ontology annotation, cellular component: nucleus.